Molecule: messenger RNA, 2493 nt
Organism: Anarrhichthys ocellatus (wolf-eel)
Lineage: Eukaryota; Metazoa; Chordata; Actinopteri; Perciformes; Anarhichadidae
Exons: 7
Coding region: 196-1182 (328 amino acids)
Source: RefSeq, a predicted model, not a curated record
UUGGAAGUGCGGCUGGAGAGCCGAGGAGGCGGCGGUGAAAUUGUGAAAUAGCUUUCCUGGAUUGAGUUACGUUGUUCAGCAUUUGGAAAGAGACCCGUAGACUUUGACGUCGCGAAAAUGUCGAGCUGAAUUCCCUCGUUUUUCCUCUUGAACGGCUCUUUAAGCAGCGCGAGACUCCCAUCAAUAAAGACUAGAAUGCCUCAGCUUGGAAGUCUGUUCACACAGUUUCAUCUCAGCUCCAAAGCUUCAGAAAGUGCUCAAAGUCAAAGCCCACAUCAGACACCAACACUACCUGACUUUAUACAACAUGUCAGGAAACUCACCGGGAUAAGGAAGGAAGACGUCUACGGCCAUCUGCGUAUCCGCGACCAGUUUCAGGCCGCCAAAGAUGACAUCAACAUUGUUAUCCUCACAGGCCAGGGGAUCUUCUGCAUAGAUGUAAAACCCUGGAGAGGCACAGUGUCCGCUCACAACAAGACCUGGCACGUGCAAGUGAAGGAAGAGGACCGAAACUUUACCAAUACCUGCAUUGAGCAGAUUGAAGAUCCCGUCAAAGCUAUCAUGACCAAGACCGCUAACUUAUGCAGCCAUUUGCAGAGGAGCGGAGUACCUGUGCGCCAAAGCCUCUUUUUCCCCAGGGUUCUCCUCCUCUCUCCAGACUGCGAGCUAGAUGAGGAGCUGAGGAAGAGGAGGGAGCUGAUCUCUCACGGCCAGACAGACGACUUCCUCAAAUCUUUCAGGGAGGGCUACAUGGCCUGGAUAUCAGAUGCACUGACUCCAUCCUGGCUCUCCGGUCGUCUGUCGUACAGGCAGAUGGAGUCCGUGCGUGAAGUCCUGAGGAGGGUGGGGACGUGGGAUCUGGUGAGUCUGCACUGUGGCGAGCAGCUGAAAGGAGACUUCCAGGGCUGCCAGUACAUCGCUCUCAACCGACAGGAGACAGAAACGCUCGAGUUUUCCAGAGUCAAGACCCUGUCGGCUGAUUCGCUGUGGGCCCUGCUGGGACAUGCUCCUCAGGUAACGGUUAAGAUGUACAAGCGUGGAUCUCAGGGCUGGCUGGGAAAAUCCCUGAACGCCUCCACCACCAUCCCCUCCAACACUGCUGUGAUCUUCAGGAUCAGCGGGGAGGAAGCAGAUGCCAAAAUCCCAGCAAACACCAUUCACAGCAUCUUACUCAGCAACUGACCGCGUGUGUCAGUCGAUAAAGAGGAACGCCAUCACAACGUGGCUCUGCGGGGAGACGAAGCAUUCUUAAUUACAAGAAGAAAAGCUCCUAAUUUAGCUCAAACCUACUCACGUUUUUAAUGAGUGCCUUUUACUAUGCAGUGUUUGCAAUCUGUCAUAUUGUACUAAAAACACAAGUUCUGAAUGUCUUUAAGUGAACAUUUAUUGAAAAAAAAAAAAAAGAAGAGAAGAAAAAUGACAAUUUCACUGAUUCUGCAAUCCUCAGUGGCAAUAUUAUGUUAAUGAAAAUGGUUUCAGACAAUUACACGGAUUAAGUUUCUCUUGUUUUGAAUUUCUGGGGCUGGCCCACACUUUACACGAGCCAUUAAUUAAUCAUUAUGCUCGCUGAUUGUGUCACAUCAGUUCCAGAUUGAAGUGUUUAAUGUGUUAAUCGUGGCGGUUAAAAGCUGGUGGCCUCUAGUAGUACGACGACUGCCUCUGUGGGUUUAACGGGCAGUGAUUUACCGUCUGUUUAGAAAGUGUAACUGUGAGGUGCUUUAUUAAUAUGCUCCACCGCACAGAGGAGAUGAUAACAUAUUCAAGAGCGCACAAGCGUAGCCACCCGUGCCAUUCAUAACUGUCGGAGUCACUUUCCAUCAGUUACCAGGCUUACACGGCUGCGCUAACAGCUAGCAAUUGUAUUUUCUUUGCCUGGUAGCGGCCAAAAUGAAGUUAUUUACAUCGAGAUAUCAGUGCCUUUAGCUAAUGCAAUAGAAGGAGCUCUCUGUGUUGAUGGUAUCUCUUUGCAUGGCAUCUCUCAUACCUGAAACAUCAUUACACUAUACUCAAACGUCUGUUUACUGUUUCACCUGAGGGACAGAUUGCACAAACAGUACCGUUCUCUUUGUAUUUGUAAGUGCAGAUUUUUUAGACUCUGGUUGUUUUCAGAUAUUGGUCAACAUUGCUUGAAUGUAAAAGUGUUCUGAUGAAUUUAUUUCUUUUACAUAUUCAAACUUAAGUUCUAAUUAUGGUCCUGAGGAACUGUUUUCUCCGCUACACUUGACAAACAAUAUUGACAAUAUCAGACGAUCUGGGAUGAGAAGGGUUGUGAGACAUUGCUAUAUAUGAUUCUGAGUGGUGGGUGCAUGCGGGUUAAUAUGAAUGUUUUGCGAUUUGUUUUUUAACUUCUAGCACUUUCAGUAUCAAGCCUACUUGGUUGUUAACAAUACUCUAGAGUCGAGUGAUUAAAGCAUGGUUGUCAUGCUUUAAACAUAGUUUUUAUGUUUACAUAUAUUUGUACUAUCUGCUGUCAUAAUAAAAAAUAUUUUAUGA